CCCGGUCCCGCAGCCGCAGAGGCGCAGAGUGAUGAUAUGAGCAGAUUUACAAGAGUUUGUGUGUCGUGCUAAGUAAAUUCAAUCUUUUCAUUGCUUACUUUGGGUGUCAUCAGUACUUCCCUCAUUUAUUUUCACUAGUGCAGUCGACUUAAUACUUUUCAUUAACUUACUCAGUACAUUGUAGUUCUAAGGCAGAGGGAGAAGAAUAGUUAAACUUUCUUGUCAUCCUCACGACCGGAUGAUUGCUAUUUUGUCUCUUGUGUGUCCCAAAAUUGUUCCCAAAUCAGGCUUCCUAGGUUCAUCCAGUGUUCUCAUUCAACAACUGAACAUGAGUUUUGCCGUGGAAAAAGAGAAGUACAUGAAAAUGUCUGCAGAAGAGAAGCGGACUCUGACUAAAUCCAAAAAAGUCUCUUUAGCGGACAUUGACACGUGGGAUGUUUAUUUAUCCAAAAAUUCAGAUCAACUGAGGAAUCAAUUGGAUGCACGCCUGAAACAAGGCUCUCUUGAUGUAGAAGAAUUCACAGUUGACCCUGAUCUUGCGAAGCGUGUCUCAAUCUUUGAUGGUGAUAUCACUGGCCUGUUUGUUGAUGCCAUCGUAAAUGCUGCAAACAGCCGUCUACUGGGUGGUGGAGGAGUUGAUGGAGCAAUUCAUAGAGCAGCUGGACCUUUACUAUUAGAGGAGUGUAAAACUUUGAAAGGCUGUCCAACAGGUGAUGCAAAAAUAACUGGUGGUUAUAAGUUACCAGCCAAAUAUGUAAUUCAUACUGUGGGCCCCCAGGACGGUUCAGAUAAGGAUCUUAGGAGUUGCUAUGAGAAAUCACUGCAAUUGUGCAUUGAACAUGAUAUACACAGUGUUGCUUUUCCAUGCAUCUCCACUGGAGUUUAUGGAUUUCCCCAUGAACGAGCAUCCAUAAUUGCUACAACAACAGUUAGAAAGUUUUUGCAAGAUAAUCCUAGCAUUGAGAGGGUGAUAUUUUGUGUCUUUCAAGAGGUGGAUGUCAAAAUCUAUCAAAAUAUCCUCCAGAAAGUUUUUCCUGUGAAUUAAUGCAAUUUUGGCGCAGGGUUAUCAUUGGCAAAAGCCUCGUCUCCUGUCUGAGGAUGUAAUGCUUACCUUAUGCUCCCCUCACCACUGCAGUCUUUUAAAUUUACAGUGUUUGACGGUUCAAGAUUUUGCAGAUUUUCUUUUCAAAUUUUCUCAAAAUCAUGACCAUUCACCAAGUCAAAGAAAAAUAAUGGAACCAUGCUUCAAGUUAAUUAUGAUGAAGAAGGUGUAUACUCGCCUCAAAAGAAGGAUUUCUUGUUUUUCCCAACAGCGCUAAAAUCUGUAACUUAAAGUUUAUUCAGUAAAAAUUAAGAAUAAUUAGGUAGCAGAAAAUUAUUCUAAAAUUGAAAUGAAAGGACCUAAGAAAUUUUUAAAGCAACACAAAGAAACAUGUUUGUCAGCCUCUAAACUCAAAUGGUUCCAAUCUUCGAAGGAAGGAAACCAAAGCCUCUUGCCCAUUUUAAGCAUUUAUAUAUAUUUUGUAACUUUUUAAUCAAACUUCUAACCCUAGUAAUUAGCUGUGUAAUUUGUAAAUAACAAGAAAAUGACAGGUUACCAAGUCUCGAAUGUUGUGAGCAAGGAGCAGGAUGUGAUGAAAGUUAAGUGUCUUUUAGAUAAAGUUGAAUAUGUAUCCGCAGUCAACUCAAUGUUUUAUCAAAGUGAAGAGAAAAACUAUGCAAUGUUUGAGUAGGGUCGAUCAUUUUCAACUGAGCAUACCUUUUUGUUAUGUGAUAUAAUGUAAUUGCGUUCAAAACGCUCUAAUAUGUAUUUUUUCUCAAAGCCCUAAACAUCUGAUUUUUUUUUAAAAUUAAAAUCCCUAGUAUGAUUCCUCUAUUAUGUUUUCUGUGAAAGUUUGUUUUUUCAUUUUCUUUACAGACCCAUAAAUUCCUAGGGAUUCCCAGGGUUAAAAUAUUGUUAAAUAGGCGAAUGAAAGUAACAUACAUUCUCUGGUUCCCCUCCCCCCCUCCAUUUUUUUUUACCGUCAAAAUUAUCAACUUCUUUUCAGUCUGCAUCUCUACAACUUAGUCAGAGACAAAAACCUUAGUUUUUACUAUAUGUUACACAGUUUAUAAUAGGUUUCUUGAUUUUUUAUUCAAUUUUCGAAAAUUUUGUAAUUUUGAAGUAAUAAAUUGUUUAUUUUUCACCCAAAA
Messenger RNA from Bemisia tabaci, 2193 nucleotides. RefSeq names its product macro domain-containing protein CT2219. Gene Ontology annotation, molecular function: ADP-ribosylglutamate-[protein] hydrolase activity. NCBI's taxonomy places the organism in Eukaryota, Metazoa, Arthropoda, Insecta, Hemiptera, Aleyrodidae. Gene Ontology annotation, cellular component: nucleoplasm. Gene Ontology annotation, biological process: DNA damage response; peptidyl-glutamate ADP-deribosylation; purine nucleoside metabolic process. The record is from RefSeq and is a predicted model, not a curated record.